GGGGAUGGUGGCAGACCAAGGUAGUGGCCACCUCUGCCUUGAGGGAUCGCUCUUACCCUGGCCUGCCUGCAGGUCCCGUUGGGGUGGUGGCAGCCCCCCUGGCCAUCUCAGCUGGUCUGGGGCUGUCAUUGUCAUGACUCCACACCAUCUCCCAGCCAGGCCCACAGAAAAGUCCCUUCCCGCUGUGGACCUGCACCCGUAUGUUCCACUGUACUGGUUCUAUCUCCUCACACUUACAGUCCCCACCUCUGCUGUGCCCAUCCCACCUUGCUAGUGCCACCUGGAAAGGUGUUUGCUGCAGGUGUCCAUCCCAGGCUUUCUCAACCUCCACGUCUCAACAAAUCUCUCCUUCAGUGUCCAUGUAGCUGUGCCAUGCACUGAAUUCCCACUGAUCCCACUGUGAGAGGGUGGAAUGAUGAGAGGGUGUCCUUGUGUAUGUGACAUUGUCACACAGUGGGUCUGGAGGAGGAAAUGGAGCUGUCCCAGUGUUGAAGGAGCUCUGGUGGUUCAUUGUACUCAUCGUCAGCCUGGGGGAUGAUCUCCUCAGAGGUCGUGGAGUUAUAGAGUAUGACAAGUUGGAAGGGAUCUGGCAGAACUGUUGAAGUCCAGCUCGUGACCCUGCACAGGAUGCCCCAAGAAUCUCACCAUGAUUGUGAAAAAGUUGGGAAGCAGCUGGCACAGGGAAGGGGCAAUGGGAGGCUUUGGGUUCAGCUUCUACAGCUCUGGGGAUCUCCACGUUCCCAUCCUUAACUCCUCGGGCCCAGGUGCCCUUUGCUCGCUACCUGGCCAUGAACAAGAUCACCAAGAUGAAGCGCUACCACGUCGCCAAGGUGUACAGGAGGGACAACCCGGCCACCACCCGCGGCCGCUACCGCGAGUUCUACCAGACUUUGACAUUGCUGGGCAGUUUGACCCGAUGAUUCCCGAUGCCGAGUGCCUGAAGAUCGUGCACGAGAUCCUGAGUGACCUGCAGCUCGGGGACUUUGUCAUCAAGGUCAACGACCGUCGGAUCUUGAAUGGUGUGUUUGCUGUCUGUGGUGUUCCAGAGAGCAAGUUCAUACCUGCCUGCUGCACCGUGGACAAGCUGGACAAGGUGCCAUGGGAAGAAGUGAGGAGUGAGAUGGUGGGAGAGAAGGGGCUCUCUCCCGAGGCUGCGGAUCGCAUCGGGGAGUAUGUCCAGCUCCACGGUGGGCUGGACCUGAUCGAGCAGCUUCUCCAGGACCCAAAGCUGUCCCAGAACAAGGUGGCCAAGGAAGGGCUGGGGGACAUGAAGCUGCUGUUUGAGUACCUGACCCUGUUUGGCAUCACAGGGAAGAUCUCCUUCGACCUGAGCCUGGCGCGGGGCCUGGACUAUUACACGGGGGUGAUCUUUGAGGCUGUGCUGCUGCAGCAGGAGAAGGAGCACGUGGAGGAGCCGGUCAGCGUUGGGAGCGUGGCUGGGGGCGGCCGCUAUGACGGGCUGGUGGGCAUGUUUGAUGCCAAGGGCCGCAAGGUGCCCUGUGUGGGGGUCAGCAUCGGCAUCGAGCGCAUCUUCUCCAUCCUGGAACAGAGACUGGAGGCUUCUGGGGAGAAACUUCGAACAACUGAGACCCAAGUGCUGGUGGCUACACCGCAGAAACACCUGCUUGCUGCCAGAAUGAAGCUCAUCUCCGAGCUGUGGGAUGCAGGGAUCAAGGCAGAGAUGCUGUACAAGAAGGAUCCUAAAUUGCUGAAGCAGCUGCAGUAUUGUGAGGACACAGGGAUCCCCCUCGCUGCCAUUGUGGGAGAGCAGGAGCUGGCAGAUGGAGUUGUCAAGCUGCGAGAUGUUGCAACAAGAAAGGAGGUUAAUAUCCCCAGAGAAAAGCUGAUUGAUGAGAUCAGGAGAAGGCUGGAGCCCUGAGGACUCCCCUGGCUGGAGCUGCUUGGCAGAGCUGCUGCACAGCUGGAGCCCUGCAGCGCCCUCAGCCCCUCCCUGCAGCUGCGGCCUGCUGACAUCCACUGGCCUAAGGCUCAUUGCCUCGGCUCGGGCAGUGAGAACUGAGGAGUAAGACGGUUUGAAAGGCUAUGGACGGUGCAGUCACCAGGUUAACCUGAUGGUUAGCUUCUCUGAAGGCCAAGUUCGUGGGUUCCUAAUCCUGCAGUCCCUGUACAGCCAUUUCCGUCACCCUAGGUGGUGGUGGCACAGAUGGAUGCGGUGAAGCUCAAGCAGGAUCAGGUGGAAUCCGGAUUUGGGAGGGGGAAUCCGUGGUGUGUUGGGCACCUGCCGGCUCAGGCUGGGGGGCAGUGGAAGGGCACCCCCGCCCCGUUCGGGCAGCGGGGCCGGGCGCUGCCGGCGGGCGCGGAGCUGCGGCAGCGCCCUGGAGGAGGUUGUGUCCCAUCACCGGCGGCAGCAGCCGCGCGGGCCGGGGCGCGCGUGGCAACACUGUAUUUUUCUAUAUUAAACAAAAACCCCGAUAA
This is a messenger RNA of Onychostruthus taczanowskii (white-rumped snowfinch), 2436 nucleotides long. RefSeq names its product histidine--tRNA ligase, cytoplasmic-like. The record is from RefSeq and is a predicted model, not a curated record. Gene Ontology annotation, cellular component: mitochondrion; cytoplasm. The transcript is spliced from 9 exons. Gene Ontology annotation, molecular function: ATP binding; identical protein binding; histidine-tRNA ligase activity. The coding region runs from base 647 to 1879 and encodes 410 amino acids. Gene Ontology annotation, biological process: mitochondrial translation; histidyl-tRNA aminoacylation. Lineage: Eukaryota; Metazoa; Chordata; Aves; Passeriformes; Passeridae.